AUGGCGACAGCACAGCCUCUUCCGCCCAUUUCCCUCCCCUUCCUGUCCUCUCGCCUCUCCUCCGGUGGCACCUCCUUCCGGUACCCCCUGCCCUCGCCCAACAUGGCGGCAGCACAGCCUCUUCCGCCCUUCCCCACCCCUUCCUGUCCUCUUCCCUCUCCUCCGGUGGCACCUCCUUCCGGUACCUCUGCCCUCGCACAACAUGGCGGCAGCACAGCCUCUUCCGCCCUUCCCCACCCCUUCCUGUCCUCUUGCCUCUCCUCCGGUGGCACCUCCUUCCGGUACCUCUGCCCUCGCGCAACAUGGCGGCAGCACAGCCUCUUCCGCCCUUCCGUGCUAGGAGUGCAGAAAAAGGUGAAACUUCCACGAAAAGGAGAGGAGGAGUGUGUGAGUGAGUGAGUGAGUGAGAGUGAGACAGGGAGCAUCCUAGUAGAGAUGGAAGGCGAACCGAAGGGUCAUCUAGUCCAACCCUCUGCAAAGAAGCUCAGAGCUACAAUUCCCAGGUCUUCUUUGGGAAUUCUAUGGGAAGUAAGAGUUUCCAUAUUCAUGAGCUUUCACUUAGAGUGCGCUCAUGUUUUUACCUUUUACUGAAAGCGGUCACAAGUGACUUGGGUGGAGUAUAAAUAAUAAAAUUAUAUUGCUCCUGCUGCUGUUCUUCUCUUAGCUUAACUCAAAUCCAACCCAAUACCAAACCUUAAUCCUAAUGCUCACCCUAACUCAAACCCAAUCACCCAAAAAUCGCAGAGUGACAUGUUUAUUAUCAGCCCAAACCAAGCAUAGGUGUUUUGGUUCCAUCUCAAUAGAAAGAGGACGAAUAAGCUUGGAUUGUUCUUUCGGUGUUCAGUCCCCACAAAUAGCAAAGCAAAGUGUAAUAAGCCUAAACAAAGCCAAACAGGUUGUUUUGGGUUGCAGCAACAUAGAAAGAAGAAUCUUGGAUUUUGCUUAUUUCGUGUUCUUUGGUGUUAAUGCACAUUGACCCAGAAAUCGCAAAGUGUGUGUAAUGAGACCAAAAUAACACCACAUUGUCUUUUCGCUUCCAUACGCGUAGAAAGAAGACAAAUAAGCUUUGAUUGUGCUUAUUUCUUUUCGCAUGGUGUUUUUUGGGUGUGCACCAGAAUCACCCCCAACGAAAGCAAAAAGGUCUUUUGGGUUCCAUCUACAUAAAAAGAAGAUGAUAAAGCUCUGAUUGGGCUUAUUUCAAAUUGGUGUUUUUGGGGUUAGAAUGCACAUUCACCCAAAAAUCGCAGAGUGACAUGUUUGUUAUCAGCCCAAACCAAGCAUAGGUGUUUUGGUUCCAUCUCAAUAGAAAGAGGACGAAUAAGCUUGCAUUGUUCUUUCGGUGUUCAGUCCCCCACAAAUAGCAAAGCGAAGUGUAAUAAGCCUAAACAAAGCCAAACAGGUUGUUUUGGGUUACAGCUACAUAGAACGAAGAAUCUUUGAUUUCGUGUAUUUCAAGUCGUGUUCUUUGGUGUUAAUGCACAUUGACCCAGAAUCGCAAAGUGUGGGUAAUGAGACCAAAAUAACACAACAUUGUCUUUUCGCUUCCAUAUGCCUAGAAAGAAGACAAAUAAGCUUUGAUUGUGCUUAUUUCAAUUCGCAUGGGGUUUUAUGGGUGUGCACCAGAAUCACCCCCAACCAAAGCGAAAAGUUCUUUUGGGUUCCAUCUACAUAAGAAGAAGAUGAUAAAGCUCUGUUUGGGCUUAUUUCAAAUUGGUGUUUUUGGGGUUAGAAUGCACAUUCACCCAAAAAUCGCAGAUGAUAACAGUAGGUAAUUUAUUUAUUAUUUAUUAUUUACAGAAAUAUGGGAGCUACCCCCACUCUGUUGUCUCACCCAUCUUUCAGCACUGAUAUUUCCUCCCUCUGACCCAGAUUUGGCUUUCAUCAGGUAUCAAAAAACCUGAAGCAUUUUUAUUAGGCAUUGUAGGAACUGAUAUAAAUAGAAGUGAUUGUAAGUUGUUUUUGUAUGCAAUGACGGCAGCACGAAUUUUAUUGGCACAAAAAUGGAAGCAAGAAGAAUUACCGGCGAAAGAAGAGUGGAGGAUGAAACUGAUGGACUAUGCAGAACUGGACAAAUUAACGGGAAGAAUCCGAAACCAGCGGGACCAGAGAUUUACAGAAGAUUGGCGUAAAUUUACGGACUAUAUGAAAAGUAAUUGUGAUGACUCGAUUACAUUUGUAGGUUUGCAGGAAGUUUUGUAAGGGGAAUAAUUUGAAUUAUUGCCUUAUUGAAUGAAAGGGAUGAUAUCGGUUAUGAGGUUAAAGGUAAUAUAAAUUUAAGAAAUGCAGGAGAAAUCUUAAAGACGGGAGAUCAUCAGAGGAGCUAACGGAAGUCCAAAAGAUUGUAUAAGAGUUGGAAAUUUGUAAAAUGUAUGACAAUAUAAAUGUGUUUAAAACGAAU
Molecule: messenger RNA, 2398 nt
Organism: Podarcis lilfordi (Lilford's wall lizard)
Lineage: Eukaryota; Metazoa; Chordata; Lepidosauria; Squamata; Lacertidae
Source: the annotation of a GenBank genome assembly